AGAAGUGGAGAUAUGUAUUUAGCUUUGCUAUAUCUUGCAUGGAACUCUCUUUCUACAGAUGUUUCACUUAAGGAAUAUGCAGGCAGCUUUCCUUCCCUGUGGAUUUGAAGUUAUGUGGGCCUGAUAUUGGCAGUGGUUAGUUUACCUUCUAAAUAUGUGGACUUCCAUUGUCACUUGAACUAGGCCAGGUCUUCCAUGUCCAUGUUUCGGCUCCGAGCUGUGACUGGGAGCUGCUACCUGCGCAGGUUUCUGCAUGGGGGGGCAGCGAACCGGGACCAUGUUUUGGAGCAGCUUGGCAUCUGCUCUGGUGAAGACCAAGUGUUGGAGGUGGUGGGCAAGAACAAGGCCAAGCUGACUGUGAACCAUGUUGGCUGUGCCAUGGGCAUGCUCUGGCAGUUCCAGAAGGAGAAGCCACAGAUGUUGAGAACAGUUGAGUUCAUCAAAAGCCACCCAGAGUUCCUGACUCUCCGGGUGCUGGCUGAGAACAAAAUUGAGCUCAUGGAUGAUGUCACGUUGGUGGACAUGCUCUACAAUGUUCUCAGGUACAGAUGUUGGCUAAGUGGUGGUUAAGCAUAUAUACUUAGUCCUGAAAUGUUUGUUUACAUUUUCACAGCAAUGUUGUAUUUUCUAAUUUGAAGGCUCAAUGUGGAACCAUAUGAUUCUCUUGCUCAGCAUUUGGUGUCAGAGGCCUGGCUCAGAUUAUACAGGUAAAUCGAUAACAUUUUGUUAUUUUGCUAUUGAAUACUACAUACUUAAAGCAGAACCAUUCUCUUUUAACAUGGGGGUGUGAGCUGGUGUACAGAUGUGGAUUGAUUCACUGUUUUGCAGAUUGCCAAUGCCAUCACUGUCCAAGUUUGCUGUCUGCCUAAGUGAUCAACAUCUGCAGCACAGUCCUCUAAUGGGUCAAAUCACUGACAUUUUGAAUCAGAAACUCUCCUCAAUUGAUGAUGCCAGGUACAAAAAAAACAUCAGUAUUGGUAAGUCCUUGAUACUACUCCUUAAUUUUUCAAAUUUCUGGACAUGUCUCUGCAGGAUCCUGACAACCCUCAUGAUCAGCGUGACAUCUUUGGUGUCCCCUCAUCUGCGGGAUAAACUCAUCAGUAAGGCAGAUCAUCUCCUGGACACCAUGGAUCCCUCACACUACAACAACCCCAGGAGGAUGGUGCAGUUCCUGCGCAACAUCAAGUAUAGUUACCGUCCCCUGCUGGAGAAGUGCAACCAUAUUCUCCUGCGCAAUGUUCCCCAACUAGAUGCAGAGAACAUAAGCAUCAUCAUGGGGCUCUACCAGUCACUGCAGUUCAACAACUGCGACUUCCGUCUGGCUGCAAAACAGAGGCUAAUGGAACUUGUGGAUUCGAGCGCAGACCCUUUCUCCUUCACCAAACUGUUUGUUGCUCUUGGGCCUAUGGCAGGGCAGGACACCAAAGAGAGGUAGAUUGAACAUUUUAGUAUGCCGAAACCAUAACCUGUUUCAAUAACUGUAUAGUUUUACAACUUUUAAUCCUGAUGCAAGUUCAAUUCACACACUAUUUUUCAACUAAUUUACAUUGCCUUCAGAAAGUAUUCACACCCCUUAUAAUAUAUAAUAUGCCAUUUAGCAGACGCUUUUAUCCAAAGCGACUUACAGUCAUGUGCGCAUACAUUUUUACGUAUGGGUGGUCCCGGGGAUUGAACCCACUACCCUGGCGUUACAAGCGCCAUGCUCUACCAAUUGAGCUACAGAGGACCACACUUGACUUUUUCGACAUUUUGUUGUGUUACAAAGUGGGAUUAAAAUGGAUUUAAUUGUAAUUUUUGGUCAACAAUAUACAUAAAAUACUCUAAUGUCAAAGUGGAAGAAAAAGUAUAAUUUUUAAUUAAUGGCAAAUAAAACACUCAUAUUUUGAUUAGAUAAGUAUUCAACCCCCUGAGUCAAUACAUGUUAGAAUCACCUUUGGCAGCGACUACCACUGUGAGUCUUUCUGGGUUAGUCUCUAAGAGCUUUGCGAACCUGGAUUGUACAAUAUUUGCCUGUUUUUCUUUCAAAAAAUUAUUCAAGCUCUGUCAAGUUGGUUGUUGAUCAUUGCUAGACAGCCAUUUUCAAGUCUUACCAUAGAUUUCCAAGCCAAUUGAAGUCAAAACUGUAACUAGGCCACUCAGGAACAUUCAAUGUCAUCUUGGUAAGUAACUCCAGUGUAUAUUUGGCCUUGUGUUUUAGGUUAUUGUCCUGCUGAAAGGUGGAUUUGUCUCCCAGUGGAUUUGUCUCCCAGAAAGACUGAACCAGGUUUUCCUCUAGGAGUUUGCCUGUGCUUAGCUCUAAUUAUUUUAUUAUUAUCCUAAAAAAACUCCCUAGUCCUUGUCGAUGACAAGCAUACACAUGAUGCAGCCACCACCAUUCUUGAAAAUAUGAGGAGUGGUACUCAGUGAUGUGUUGUGUUGGAUUUGCCCCAAACAUAAUGCUUUGUAUUCAGGACAAAACAUGUAUUUGCCACAUGUUUUGCAGUAUUACUUUAGUGCCUUAUUGCAAUCAGGAUGCAUGUUUUGUAAUAUUUUUUUUCUGUUCUGGCUUCCUUCUUUUCACUCUGUCAAUUAGGUUAGUAUUGUGGAGUAAGUACAAUGUUGUUGAUCCAUCCUCCAUUUUCUCCUAUCACAGCCAUUUAACUCUGUAACUGGUUUAAAAUCACCAUUGGCCUCAUGGUGAAAUUCCUGAGCGGUUUCUUUCCUCUCCGUCAACUGAGUUAAAAGGACACCUGUAUCUUUGUAGUGACUGGGUGUAUUGAUACACCAUCCAAAGUGUAAUUAAUAACUUCACCAUGCUCAAAGGGAAUUUCAAUGCCCUUCUUUGCGAGGCAUUGGAAAACCUCCCUGGUUUUUUUAAGUUGAAUCUGUGCUUGAAAUUCACUGCUCGACUGAGGGACCAUACAUGUAAUUGUAUGUGUGGGUUACAGAGAUGGGGUAGUCAUUCAAACAUCAUGUUAAACACCAUUAUUGCACACAGAGUUAGUCCAUGCAACUUAUUAUCGGACUUUUUAAGCUAAUUUUUACUCCUGAAGUUAUUUAGGCUUGCAAUAACAAAGGGGUUGAAUCUAGACAUUUCGGCUUUUCAUUUUUAAUUAAUUUGUAAACAUUUCUAAAAACAUAAUUCCACUUUGAGAUGAUGGGGAAUUGUGUGUAGAUCAGUGACACAUCUCAAUUGAAUCCAUUUAAAAUACAGGCUGUAAUACAACAAAAUGUGGAAAAAGUCAAGGGGUGUGAAUACUUUCUGAAGACACUAACCACUUCUCUUUCAGGCUGGAGAGUACAGCACUGCUAAUGGCAGAAGAGUUUAAUGCCCAGCAGGCCCUAGCUGUGGCAGAGACACUAGAGGAGAUUCAGUGUAGAAACCUGAAUCUGAUCCAAAAGUAAGUUCAUUCUCUGUUACAGCCAUGUCUGAAUGUUGCAUGUAGACAGUAGAACUAAGACGAGUUCCUUUUCAGUCAGUUAACUUUGGUACAACAUACUAUGGGGAGUCGCACUCUCGCGACUUCGGUUGAAGGAUCUACAAUCACGCCUGACAAGUCCAAUGAAAUCCGCACCUUGCUGGAAGCCCUGCCUUCUCGGAUUAAUUCCUUCAAUUAUUCUGUGUUUCACCUCGGUGUGAACAGGAACGAUUCACGCUACUAAAACAAACUACGUUGCGCCAACUAAACUGUCCCAUAGUGGGAGAGAGUGCUCACCCCCUGGAUGUUGUGUACUGAAGUUUGUACAUGUUCUCAUAAAUUUUCUGAUCACAGACGAUUAGUUAUUCUUCAAUUUGCUGGUGCAAUGAGUAAAAUGGCUAAGAAAAUGACCGAGACGACGAUGGCUAAGCCGGGGUCGAUCAUGCCCCCAGUCAUGCGAUUACGGCAUUUCUCUGAAAGAUAGGGGAAAGGGAUCUAUGUGUAGUUUGUCUCGGCUUGGAGCCCGCUCAGGCGGCCCUCACUCAAACCAGUCCGUGUGCGCAUUUUCACGUACUGUGUACAAACUCCCUGGAAAGACAUGUAGCAUUCUUGAGGAAGCUUGGAAUUACAGAUGGCUACUUUCCUUUCCCGGAUGCCAGGAAGCAGAGUUAGAUUGGGUGGUCGGUACAAAUGUCUGCGUGGGGUAUGCGGUGGCUGCCCGUGCCCAACCUGUCUCCUGUAUGCUCUGUUGCCGGUUAUGGGAGGCUACUCAAAGAGAGAGGGCGGCCAUGUUCUGUGGGUACCUCCCUGCCGCCUGUGUCUGUCUCGGUCAAGCACCGAUUGCCUCUCUUCCCAGACUUGUUGAUGAAGUGUCCGGUCCCAAUGGUGGAGUUGCUGGGGUAGCUCUCUUGUUUAGUAUACGUAGCGUUAAGUCACUUGGUUAUUCUAAACGGACCGUGUUGCGGUCAAAUAGUCUAGCUAGCCUAGCUUAGGCUAAAAAGCCCCCUGGCUAACGUUGGCUAGCAUGCUUAACUUCCCUUGACUGGAAGUUAUUCGCUUUCCCACGGCGUUAUGGCAACCCUAUUCCUAUUUUCAAUUCCUGGAGUUCACAGGUAUUAAAAGUGUUGUCUUCCGUAUGUGAGUUCGAUGAAAAGUGUUCCUUCUCCAUUUUCAGACAUAUAGUUAUCAAGAGUGGUAGAAAUGGAAGAAGAACCCAUUUCUCCCAGUCCACAAGGUGGCGUCCCGCCCCUUCAGAUGGCACGUCACGGUAGUCUCGUUGUCUUCUCCAACCAAUGGUGCGCAUGUGCAGUGUCGCCCUGGUCAUGCGAAUGUUGACGUCAAGGUACAGGCUACAAUUUGUGUGCGUCCCCCACACUUCUGCAGCAUCAUCACAUCGACUGUUCCCGAGGCCUCAGUGCCCGUUUUGAGGAACGAAAUAUCCUCCCGUCUCCAGAAGCAGGCAAUCUGAGUGGUUCCUAUGUCAAAGAUCCGGGACUGUGCCGGUAUACCUGGUUACGAAAAGGGACAGACGGGACAUUACAUCCCAUUCUAGACAUACGUGCCCUCAGCAAGUACCUCAGUCUACAAACUCAGAAUGCUCACGAGCUGCCGGCUAUUACAGCGAUUGGCUGGUGGCAGUGGAGUCUAGGGGGCAAGCAGUGUUCCACACAUCCAUGCUACUGUCCCGUAUUCAGUCUCUAGGCUUCCAGAAAAAGAUCUGUCUGACUCCAUCUCAGCGCAUUCUGUUUCUGGGUCUCGCGCUAGACUCACUCGUGUAUCACACUUUUCUAACCCCACAGAGGGUGUCUGGGUUCUGGGCCUGCUUAGCCAAAUUUUGGCUCGGUCACACAAAACGUUUUUGCCAGUCGCUUUGGGUGUCCCUGUCAGGCCUCCGGGCCAUGGCCCAGUGGUGGGACCCUCUGCUAUUGUUAGGGGGCUCCCAUGGGCUGAGUUAUAUCCUGCAAGGUGAUCACGACAAACACAUUCCUCCGAGGAUGGGGUGCUCUGUACGAAGGCAAUUCGAUUCGUGGGGUAUGGACACUGGUGCAGAGCACACUGCAUGUCAAUUACCCGGAGUAUCUGGGGCUCAGGCGCUUCCCCUUGUUUUUGUCGGGCUGGCUUGUGCUGGUCAGAACCGUCUAUGUCAGUGGUGGCGUGCAUCAACAGAUGGGGAGAGACUCUGUCUCUUUCCCUCCUAACCUUGGAUCGCUCCCUAUUGCUGGGGAGCAGUGCGCCCAGGUAUGGGACAUUUUCGUCAGGGCCGACUUAAAUCUUUAUGCAUUGCGAAAAAAUGCACAGUGUCGUCUAUUUUUCUCUAUAAGGGACCCAAGUGCCCCUUUGGGAACUGACGCACCAGUGGCCUCAGACCCUCCUUUACGCAGUUCCACCAGUGGUUCUGAUUCAGCCCACGUUGGAGUGGGUGCACCGGGAAGGCUUACCAUUGAUUCUUGUGGCUCCCCGUUGGCCCAAGCAGCCUUGGUUCGCCUUUUAGACGAGGACCCGUGGAAACUUCCAUUGCACAGGGACCUGUUAUUCUAGGUGCACAGGCAGGUUUGGCAAGCGAGGCCAGAGAUUUGGUUCCUAUGGGCUUGGCCCCUAAGAGGGCCAAUUAUUGCUACCAUUCAGUCUGCAAGGGCGCCCUCCGAGGGCUGUAUGUGUAUAAGUGGCAAAUGUGAGCUCUGGUGCUAAGAUAAAGGACUUUUCUGUGCAUUUCAGUACUCUGUGAGGGACAUCCUUAUGUUCCCACAGGAGCUUUUCAAGCAUUCUCAACUUUAAAAGAGUACAUGGCCGCUGUCUCAGCGUGUCAUGUGAGAAUUGACGGAACCUCACCGGGGGCUCACCUCCUGGUGGUGCUGUUCCUGGAAGGUGUACGUCAUCUCAGACCAGUCUCUAAACCUAUUGCGCCCACAUGGGACUUUGCGCUGGUUUUGGAGGCACUGUGUGCGACCCCCUUUGAGCCUCUGUAGUCGGUGGAUCUGAAGAUACUCUCCUACAAAACCUCCCUGCUCAUGGCUUUGGCCUCGGCUAAACUUGUUGGAGACAACCGCGUUAUCCGUACACCCUUCCUGUACUCAGUUUGACCGGGUCGACUCUUAGGGUGACGUUGCAUCCAAAUGCUACCUUCGCCCCGGAAGUCAUGGCUAUGUCCUAGAUGUCCUUAGCUUUUGAGCUAUUUCCCUUUUCGCCACCUCCUUUUGCUUCUGAAGAGCAACAGAGGUUACAUGCCCUGUGUCCAGUGCGAACUGACGCGGGAUAUCCGCUUAUGUGACCAACUUUUUGUCUGUUUAGCUAAUCCAGCUUGCGGCAGGGCGCUCCCUAAGCAGCGUCUCUCCCACUGGAUUGUGGAGGCUAUCUCCCUGGCAUAUAGCAGCAACGGGCAAGGGUUACCUAGUGAUGUACGCGCCCACUCCACCAGGGGUCUGGCAGCGUCUUGGGCGUUGUUUAAAGGGUUGAAUAUAGGAGAUAUUUGCGCUGCGUAGAGUUGGGCAUCACCGCACACUUUUGUGAGGUUUUAUCGCUUGGAUGUAACUGCUCCCAGUAUAGCACAGUGUGCUUAUGGCUGGGACAGGGGAUUGUCACUAGGCAGUGCGCCGUGUGCGCAAUAUCCAGUCUGCCGCAUUUGGCGGGGUCAGGUCUGGGUGGUCUGCCAUGGGCCGUUUCAUUUAUACUGAACAAAAAUGUAAAGUUACAGUCAAUUGAAAUACAUUUAUUAGGCCCUAAUCUAUGGAUUUCACAUGACUGGGAAUACAGAUAUGCAUCUGUUGGUCACAGAUACCUUUAAAAAAAAGGUAGGGACGUGGAUCAGAAAGCUAGUCAGUAUCUGGUGUGACCACCAUUUGCUUCAUGCAGUACGACACAUCUCCUUCGCAUAGAGUUGAUAAGACUGUUGAUUGUGGCCUGUGGAAUGUUGACCCACUCCACUUCAAUGGCUGUAGAAGUUGCUGGCUAUUGGUGGGAACUGGAACAUGCUGCCGUACACAUCAAUCCAGAUCAUCCCAAACAUGCUCAAUGGCUGACAUGUCUGGUGAGUAUGCAGGCCAUGGAAGAACUGGGACAUUUUCAGCUUCCAGGAUUGUGUACAGCUCCUUGCGACAUGGGGCCAUGCAUUCUCAUAGUGAAACAUGAGGUGAUGGCGGCGGAUGACUGGCACGAAAAUGGGCCUCAGGAUCUCGUCACGGUAUCUCUGUGCAUUCAAAUUGCCAUCGAUAAAAUGUAAUUGUGUUCAUUGUCCGUAGCUUAUGCCUGCCCAUACCGUAAACCCACCGCCACCAUGGGACACUCUGUUCUCAUUGUUGACAUCAGCAAACCGCUCGCCCACAUAAUGCCAUACACGUGGUCUGCGGUUGUGAGGCCGGUUGGACAUAUUGCCAAAUUCUCUAAAACGAUGUUGGAGGUGGCUUAUGAUAGAGAAAUGAACAUUUUAAUUAUCUUACAACAGCUCUGGUGGUUAUUCCUGCAGUCAGCAUGCCAAUUGCACACUCCUUCAAAACUUGAGACAUCUGUGGCAUUGUGUUGUGUGACAAAACUGCACAUUUUAGUGGCCUUUUAUUGUCCCCAGCACAAUGUGCACCUGUGUAAUGAUCAGGCUGUUUAAUCAGCUUCUUGAUAUGCAAAGGAGAAAGGCUCACUAACAGGGAUGUAAACAAAUUGGAGCCAAAAAUGUUAGAGAAAUAAGCUUUUAGCGCAUAUGGAACAUUUCUGGGAUCUUUUAUUUCAGCUCAUGAAACAUGGGACCAACACUUUACAUGUUGCAUUUUAUAUUUUUGUUCAGUGUAGUAUCCGUAGGGGUCGGCUUGGGGCGUGAUUAUAUUUCCCCAUAGUAUGUUGUACCAAAGUUGACUGACUGAAACUACUGUUCCCUGAAGGAGGGAAAUGAGGUACAACACCUGUUUCGCCCCACACCGCCCGUUCCUUGUGCUCGGUGAAGAGUGGUAUUAAAUUGAAGGAAUGAAUCCGAGCCUCACGCUUAUCACCUGUGGAAGGUGGGGCUUCCAGCGAGGCGCAGAUUUCAUUGGCCUUGUCAGGCGUGAUUGUAGAUCCUUCAACCGAAGUCGCGAGAGUGCGACUCCCCAUAGUAUGUUGUACCUCGUUUCCCCUCCUUCAGGGAACAGUAGUUAUAGUCAUAAUGUUACGUUGUCUCUUUACAGGAUUGCAUCAGUAGUCCACAAGAACCUGCAUGUCUACAAGCCCAUGGAGAUAGCCAGGAUCACACAAGCCCUGAUCCUGCUGCAUUACCAGAGUCCAGAGCUCUUCACUAAAUUAAGGAACAUUCUGGUUCAGUGAGUAAUUAUUGUAAAGAAUUCUCUGCCCACUAAGCUCCUUUAUGUUUGUAGACAGGUCACUCUUAUUGCAUACUAUACAGUAUGAGUAAGCUAAUACAACUUCUUCUCACAGCUUCUUGCUGGACAGUGUCUACCCAUAUGAAGUGACCAUGCUGACUCGUGUUCUCUCCAUGCUACCUUCACCUCGACUCGACGAAGGCGUCAUUUCACGGGUGGAGGCAGUGCUGCCCCAGUGUAAUCUGAAUGACCUUAACACCUUUGCAAUGGCCAUCGCUAAGUGGGUGCGCAAUGACCCGUCCUACCGACACAACACGCCCAGCAAGUAUGUGUGUCUGCUACAGACACUGAACCGCUGCGGGCAUGAGCGCCUGCGCAAGGCUGACCGCCUGGACUUGGUGUUGGAGGAGCUCAAGUAUAUGUCAGGGGAAUGGUUUGAGGAGAUGCUGCUGGAGGAGACCAUGGUUACACUCCAGAGGUUGGAGGGACAGAUAUCCUGGACCAAUGUGCCUGAGAUGGCCCUUUUCCUGACCAGGACUAAUCACCUCUGUACUCCAUUAAUGGACCGCAUCGCUAGCGUGACCAUGGAGCAUAUCAACAAGGUACUUUCAGACAUGACACAUUACCUUUUAUUUCACAUUAGGGAAUACUGUUAUAUUGCCUGUAUGUAUGUAUGUAUGUAUGUAUGUAUGUAUGUAGAGACAUAGAAUGUAAGUAUAGUAUAUAACUAUUUUGUUUCUCUUUCCUGAAGAUUCACUACUCAGCGACUUAUGCCACCUUGCUGCCCUUUGCUGUACUGAAUUAUGAUCCACCGAGGGUGGAUGAGCUGUUUGACAUCUGCAUUCAGCGCGCCGUACCUCAUAUCAGUAAGUGAUUGUGGAUUAUGUUAUAUUUUUGGAACUCAUCAAAAGGACCAGCCAAAUACAUUGAUCUUCUUCCUCCAGGUUCCUUUGACCCCCAUCUGAUGGUACUUCUUGCAUACGCCCUGGCUGUGGCUGACUGCUUCCCAGAGGACCUGGUUAGAGAAAUCUUCAAUGUGGAUUUCCUUGCCAAGCUGGAUUCCCAGUUAGAAAGUAUGUUAUCGAAUUAUAUUAGAAAUGUGUGAAUGAAUACAAACAUCUAUCAUGUUUCCCUUACUAUCUAAAAAAUAAAAUCCAAUCAAGGUUGAAUUUGAUACAAAUGCAAAACAAUAUAAACUCAGUGGCCAGUCUACUAGGUACACCAAUCUAGUACCGGGUCGGACCCCCCCUUUGCCAUUACCAUUACACCACUGCCACCAACCUGUAUCGUUGACACCAGGCAGGAUGGGGCCAUGGACUCAUGCUGCUUACGCCAAAUCCUGACUCUGCCAUCGGUAUGACGCAGCAGGAACCAGGAUUCGUCGGACCAGGCAACGUUUUUCCACUCCUCUGUUGUCCAGUGUUGGUGAUCGUGAGCCUAUUGGAGCCGCUUCUUCUUGUUUUUAUCUCAUAGGAGUGGAACCCAGUGUGGUCGUCUGCUGCAAUAGCCCAUCUGUGACAAGGACUGACAAGUUGUGCGUUCUGAGAUGCCGUUCUGCACACCACUGUUGUACUGUACCGUUAUUUGCCUGUUUGUGGCCCGCCUGUUAGCUUGCACGAUUCUUGCCAUUCUCCUUCGACCUCUCAUCAACGAGCUGUUUUCUUCCACAGGACUGCUGCUGACUGGAUGUUUUUUGUUUGUCGCAUCAUUCUCGGUAAACCCUAGACCCUGUCGUGCGUGAAAAGCCCAGGAGGCCGGCCGUUUCUGAGAUACUGGAACCGGUGCACCUGGCACCGACAAUCAUACCACGCUCACAGUUUUGCCCAUUCUAACAUUCAAUCGAACAGUAAAUGAAUGCCUCGAUGCCGGUCUGCCUGCUUUAUAUAGCAAGCCAUGGCCACAUCACUCACUGUCUGUAGGAGCUAACCCUUUUUGUGAACAGGGUGGUGUACCUAAUAAACUGGCGUGUAGUAUAAAAAGGUUGUAUUAUAAGAAGGUUGAAUGUUAUGAGAUAAGGCUGGUGGGAUAAGCUAAACUCUCUAUUUUGUGGUAGCCCUGCCUGACGCCCUCAACAAGCGGAUCCGCCUGCGUCUCAUGGAGCUAAAUCGAGCUGUGUGUCUGGAGUGUCCAGAGUCCCAGGUGCCCUGGUUCCACGAGCGUUACUGCCAACAGUUACAGAAGAAAGGUGAGCCAAUACUGAAUUUUUUUUUUUUUACUGAUAUUUGUGGAUGUCCCCAGUUCCUACUUCACAAAUGUUGAGGGUUUAAUUUCACGCUUACUUUUGUCAGGGAAUUGUUCCAUCAGUCCUGUCCAACAACAAAUCCACAAAAUGCUUGGGGAAGUUCUUGGAGGGAUUAAUUGUGCCAGAGUGGCAGUGCUCACUCCUUAUUUCUACACAGUAGGUGGGUAAUACACAGGAUUGGAUUGCAACAUGUUUGAUAGCAGUUGGCUCCUCCCUUACGAAAAAAGAUUGCAGCCAGAGUGCAGUAUAACGACAGUAUGCUGUAAAUACUGCAUCCAAAAUGUUUGUUUUUUACUGCAGUAAUUUUGCAGUGUAACUGUAGUUAGAGUGCAGUUCAACUGCAGUACACUGCAGUUAUUCUGCAAUCACUGCGUCCAAAAUACCACAGUCGACUGCAGUUACUGCACUUUUACUGGUUUCAAAACUGCAAUCUUUUUUUGUAAGGCCUGAGUCCUGACCAUGUGUUAUGUUAGUGGAUUAGUAUUACACUAAAAACGUAAUCAAAUGUGUGUGUCACCUGUUGUUCUAGUUGUGUGCUGUAUUUCCUCUUAUCUCCCUAGACUUUGAAUGUGUUCUGGACAGACACCACCAGGCGGUAGCCUACAGUGAGCAAAGUCAGCUGCAGAUAUCUGAAGAUGGGAAGGUCCGCUGGGGUUCUGACUCUGUAGGGAAGGAGAGGAGUGAGGUCCCUCCAGGUGCACAACGGUAGGAAACUUUAUUGGUAGAUUUCAGAACUUUUGGUUGAAAAUGUUUUGCUGAUGUGCAACACAUGGGUAAACACAUUGAAAGGGAUUUCACAGGUACUGAUGUUUUUCCUUUUUCACUUGCUCAGUGUUGCUGUGGACUUCUUGGAUUCCAAAUCCUUCUGCAAAAACUCUCGUCACAUGAAAGGGGAAGCCAUGAUGAGAAAGAGACAUCUGGAGAUUCUGGGAUAUCAUGUUGUCCAGGUAUGUGUGUGAAAUAUAAUCUGUCUGUACUGAAAGUGGUAUUAAUGUAUAUAAAAUUGUACAUCACUGAUUAAUGGUAAUGUCAUUUAAACAGAUCCCUCAUUUUGAAUGGAACUCUAUGGAGCUCUCCACACAGGAUGCAUGGAAGGAAUACCUUAGGAAGAAGAUAUUUACUGGGCUUCCCUGAAGCACCUAGAUGUUGAAUCAAUGACAUGUGUUAUAUUGCUUUUGCUACUGAACUGUGAGAGAAAAAGUCUGCCUUUGGAAAUUUAUAUUUGCAGGCAGGUCAUUGACAAUUAUUGUUAAGCAUUAGAUGUUUAUCAAGUGCUCCUUAUUGCCUACUCCAAAGCCUAAAGGGGACAUGGAGCUAACUCACCUCCUGCCAAGAUAAAUUCUAUCAGGCUUUUUAUAUGAACUGUAACAUUUGUC
Molecule: messenger RNA, 12295 nt
Organism: Coregonus sp. 'balchen'
Lineage: Eukaryota; Metazoa; Chordata; Actinopteri; Salmoniformes; Salmonidae
Source: the annotation of a GenBank genome assembly